CGGAUAACCACCAGGACCUACGAGGAUACAACAGGGCAAAGCCGGCACACCAUUACUCUUUUGAGAAGGUAUCUACGGGUACUACGGCCAUGGUUUUGCAGGAGAAGAAGCUGCAGCUGCAUGCAUGGAUAUGGUGAUUCGGUAGCUCUACGAAUAUCUCACCAUUAAUACCCCCUCUAACCCGGGGAGCCCUCGAGUAAGAUACCGUCACCUCUCUCUCAAAGCUUUCCAAUUCCAAUUGAAAUUCGUGCGUUCAAUUGUCGCCGAACUCUGGAUGCACGUUUCGUCGAAACCGCGUCGUCUUCUCAUCACACUCUCAGUCUCUCACAGAGGACAUCAUGAAGUUCUCCCAGAAGACAGCGGCCGUCUUGUCGGUGGCCUCUGUGGCCACUGCUUCAACCAAAUGCAAGCCCAAGCUCGAGUCGGAGAAGAUCCAAGCCGAUAUCAAGACUGAGAACCUCAUGUCGCACCUUGACGCCUUGAACACCAUCGCCUACGAGCAGGGCAACGGCAACCGCGCCUUCGGCCUCCCAGGCUACGCCGCCUCAGUCGACUACAUCUGGUCCCACAUCAACAACGUCACCGCCACCAAGGCCUGGAAGCAAGACUUCCCCGCCUGGUUCGGCUUCGUCGAGUCCAUCUCCUUCCAGGUCGACGACAACGAUUACUACAUCUACGGCCUGACCUACUCCCCCUCCACCCCCGCGGAGGGGCUCACCGCCGAGCUCGUCCUCGGACCCCCCGGCGAGGCGGGCUGCUACAGCCAGAACUACGACGGGCUGGACGUGAGGGGCAAGAUCGUCCUCACACAGCGCUUCCGCUGCCCGACGGGCGGCACCUUGGCUGGUCGUGUGCGCCCCGCUGCUGAGAAUGGCGCUGCCGCCGUCAUCAUCUAUCACGACCUCACCACCACCCCGACUGCUGGUUCCCUGGGCGAGGUUGACCUGGAGGGUUUCGUCCCUGCUGGGUUCAUCACCUUGGCUGACGGCGAGGCCCUCGUCGAGCGCAUCGAGGCGGGCGAGACGGUGGAGGCCUAUUUCCAGCAGACGCAGAUCGUCGAAGAGCGCAUCACGCAGAAUGUCAUUGUUGAGACGGAAGAGGGUGAUCCUCAUAACGUCAUUGUCCUCGGCGCCCACCUGGACAGCGUUCAAGCUGGUCCUGGUAUCAACGACGAUGGCUCCGGCACCAGCGCCAUCCUCGAAGUCUUCAAGGCCCUCCAAAACUACCGCUUCAAGAACAAGGUCCGCUUCAUCUGGUGGGGAGCCGAAGAAAACGGUCUCCUGGGAUCCAGGUACUACUGCACCCACCUCGAGCCCCACGAGAUCGAUGACAUCCUGGUCUAUCUCAACUUCGACAUGGUUGCCCGUGGCUACUUUGGCGUGAGCGACAACGACGGCCGCGCUCACGGGUCCGUCGCCCCCGCCGGCUCGGAGAUCAUCCAGGACAUUUACCACGGUUUUUUCGAGUCACUGGGCAUUGACGUUACCCCUGCCGUGCUUACCAACGGCUCGGAUUAUGCUUCCUUCUGGCAACACCUGAACAAGCCUUUCGGCUUCCUUCAUACCGGCACUGGUGUUGCGCAGGAUCCGUGCUACCAUCAGGAGUGCGAUACCAUUGAGAACCCGAAUCCGGAGACGCUGACCAUCAAUGCAAAGGCUGCUGCCCACCAACUCUCCAUUCUUGCCAUGAAGGGCCACGAACUCAUUCCCAAGACUCCUGUCAACGCCACCAUGCUGCCUCUCCUCCGCUCCCGUCACGUCGGGCCCGAGCUAGACGCUAUUUACUCCCUCGAGGCCCUUGGCGAGAGGCACUUGGGAUGCGGUCACGACCUGUAAAUGCGAUUCGGACAAUCCAAACAUACGAAAUGAUGAUACGGAAGGACACAAUCACAUAGCUAUUAUUAGCCAUGAUGGGAACGGAAAUAUUAAAAGAUGUCUGUACUGCGGAUAUACAAUGCGACACCAAAGAGCCCAAAUUCUUUCCCCAAGUCUUCCACAGCACGCAAACUGCGAAGUCCAGAAUCCAUGACUUAUGAUCAGAGCCUAGACAUAAUGGCUGGC
Sodiomyces alkalinus F11 is the source of this 2060-nucleotide messenger RNA. Its product is annotated as aminopeptidase Y. Gene Ontology annotation, molecular function: metalloexopeptidase activity. The transcript has 6 exons. The record is from RefSeq and is a predicted model, not a curated record. Lineage: Eukaryota; Fungi; Ascomycota; Sordariomycetes; Glomerellales; Plectosphaerellaceae. Gene Ontology annotation, biological process: proteolysis. The coding region runs from base 339 to 1835 and encodes 498 amino acids.